Messenger RNA from Bipolaris sorokiniana ND90Pr, 1123 nucleotides. RefSeq lists its product as uncharacterized. The record is from RefSeq and is a predicted model, not a curated record. The annotation marks the transcript as partial. The transcript has 2 exons. NCBI's taxonomy places the organism in Eukaryota, Fungi, Ascomycota, Dothideomycetes, Pleosporales, Pleosporaceae.
ACCGAAUCGCAGCAUACAUUAAUACCGAGAAGAAUCGGCGGCCCUCCUAAACCACGCACCUCUCCUAAAACGCGCGCCCAAGAUACACCAAUACUACGCUACAGACACCGUGCGAUGGGGAUCAUCGCAUUCUAUAUUCCUAUACUUGUUGUGCCAUGGGUACUAACGUGCGUACUCGCCUACUACCCGAUGGACCUACCGUCGUACAUCCAAACCGAAUUCACAGAAAGCAACAUCUCAACACAACGACGCAUUGCAAAUGCCAUCGCAGUACUCAGCUCUUUCGCCAGUAUUGCCACGAUCCCCCUCAUCUCGGCAUUGAUUGUUCAAGCCGCAGUCGUCUACACGCAAAGGCGACGGAAGAACCAAACGGUCAGCGUAUCCCAGGUUUUUGCGCUAGCAGACCGCGGAUGGUCGAAUAUCAACAUCCUCUGCGAAGCCUGGCCACCAUGGAAGAGUAACAGAACAGCAAAUGGAGACCAAGACCGACGGACCGGGCCCGGUAGUGUGUUCCUUUGGCUCGCUGCGUUGUUCCUUUUAAUCCGCGGUAUCCAGCAACCUAUCCGAGAGGGUUUCGUAUCUACAGGGCAAAUCUUGGUCAUUACCAUGGAAGACAACCUUGUGGGUUCACAGAAUGGGGCUUUUCGUGGAGGAAGAUAUACACUCUUGGGGGUGGAUCCAGAGCCAGACGACAUGUCCACGAUACCUGAGGGUGUAGUUGUGCAACAACUUGAGAAUUCACUGGCUUCUCUCUCCUUUAGUGGGCUUCCUACGAAUCUUUGGCCGGAUCUACAGGAUGCGACUCCUUUUGAACUGCGGGAUCCGGGUCUGGAUUUCUUCGUUGCUGCUUUUCCUAACGGUACAACGACCGGUAUUCUCCGACACCGCGCAAUGUGAUUUAACUCGACAAUUCGAUGUACUGAGAUUGAGCAAUCUUCGUUUCCCGCAACUUGCACGGGUGGAAAUCCCUUUCCUUCCGGUUUCACUUCCUCUGGUCAAUUGAGAGCAAAUAUCUGCGUCCCAGGUCAGCGUGGGAAGUUUCCGUCGCAGCUUUCUCGCAGCAGGCAGGACACUGUUGAAGACAUAUUUGUGGAUGUCAAUACAACGGAUAAGAAUGAUGCAC